AUGCAUUUCGCUACUUCGGCUCUAGCCUUCGUUGCCUCUGGUGCUGCUGCCAGCGCCGCCAGCGUCACCUUCUGGACUCUCGACCAUGCCACCCGCACUGUCUACUUCACCCCCAGCUUUGGUUCCUCUAAGCUCGACUCCGUCGUCGUCAGCAACGCGGAGAAGAAGGUUGUCCAUUUCCCCGACAACUGGACGGGCAAUUUCUACGCCGUGCAAGAGGGCCAAAACAACGUUCCUGGUAUGCUUGGCGAAGUCAACUUCAACGCUUGGAACGGCCUGACCUACUUCGAUGUCUCCGCUAUCGUUAACCCCAGCGACCACAACAACGUCAAGCAGAUGUGGCCUGCCAGUGCCGAGUCCCCAAUGUCUGGCUGCGAGGUCUUCCCUUGCAACAACGCCUACUACCUUCCCAAUGACGUCCAGACCAAGGCCACUAAGGAGACCCACAUCAUCACCAGUCUUGGCUCUGGUUCCACCGGCCUGAAAUUCGCUGAGGCGCAUUAA
Molecule: messenger RNA, 504 nt
Organism: Pochonia chlamydosporia 170
Lineage: Eukaryota; Fungi; Ascomycota; Sordariomycetes; Hypocreales; Clavicipitaceae
Product: DNase1 protein
Exons: 1
Coding region: 1-504 (167 amino acids)
Source: RefSeq, a predicted model, not a curated record